AUGUCAACAAGGAAAACAUUUCAAAAGAUGAAAAAGAAGAAGCAUUACAAAAACUUCGAAUCAACCGAAUUAUUACAAAAUAAACACAAGGUUGUAACUUUGCAGAAUGCAAGUGACCAAAUCUUGGAGUUUCAAACAAAAAUAACUGAAAAAUUGCACGAGGAGCCAAUUAUUGAGAACAAUAAGGAUGAAAUUACUGCCAGUAAAAACAAACUUAAACAAGUCAAGAGGAAUCGCACUGAUGACGAAUACAACAAUGUAAUACAUAUCAAACGCAUAAGACCCUUUAUACCCGUUGAAUUAGAUAGUGAAGAAUUAUGA
Messenger RNA from Funneliformis caledonium, 321 nucleotides. The record is from the annotation of a GenBank genome assembly. Lineage: Eukaryota; Fungi; Glomeromycota; Glomeromycetes; Glomerales; Glomeraceae.